ACGUGUUACUUACAGUGAUCGGCAAUAAUCAAAUGAAUCUGAUUUUGGAUAUUCGAUACAUUCUGUGGACUUCCGAAACGCUGACAGUGCCAUUACGCGCGAAAGUAAUUCAGACUUCCUACUUUUUUCCAUUGUAGACUUCAGGAACAAACGGCUAGGUAGAAAGAGUCUUUGUCAUUAUACAAGAUCUGAAUUACAACGACCUUAAUGCCAGUCUGAAACAAGGAUAACUGAAUUCUCUGACGACACGAGCUAUGGAAAAGUAGCCCUUUCUGAAAGAACACGGAUGUUUUAUUAUGAUCAUUCGGACAGUUUUGAUUAGCCUAAUUGAAACAUCUUCGGGUACGAUGACUGUUUGAUGUGCAGCACAUACGGUUGUUCGCAUGGACGAGAAAUUGACAUUCCUGUAGUAGCCAAGAUAAGCUUUACGAAGCUACCAGCUGGUUGCUAAGAAGGGUUAAACUGUAUCUAAAGGGAGUUGGAAAAUCCAGCCUUUCUUCCACACGGAUCAACUCAUUGGGUGGGAGCAGAGAGAGAGACAAGAGUCCCCAGCAAAUCAGGAGCUAAUUGAUUAAAGAGACUUCAUUUGAAUAGGGGGCUGGCGAGGUGCCAAUCGCCUUUCAAAGAGCCCCCCUAUGAUUAAUCGCAAAGCAUUAUUGAUAAUCAUAACAGGACACAUGCGCGGUGGAUGGGCUCGAUUUCCGUAAUUUUGAGAAGAUUUUUUAGUAAUUUUUUAUUCUUUCUUGGCUGAUGCGUGAGCCAGCAUGUCGCGGAGGAAACAAGCGAAGCCGCAGCAUUUCCAAUCGGACCCGCAGCUGGCCUUCCUCCCUCUGAGGGAAGGCGACACAGAGCCUGGCUCAGAAGACCUCCCCUGCAAGGACUCAGAUGCCCACGUCUGUGGCAGAUGCUGCGCAGAGUUCUUUGAACUAUCAGAUCUUGAACAACACCAGAAGAAUUGCACUAAGAAUCAAUUAGUUCUGAUUGUGAAUGAAAAUCCAGCCUCUCCUUCCGGAACCUUCUCUCCCAGCUCUUCUCCCCAUAAUCCUGAUGAGCAGGUGAAUGACAUGGUUAAUAACACAGAUCAAGUGGAGUGCGGCGACCUUUUGGACCAUAACAUGCUUGACAAAGACGAGUCCAUGGACAUGGAUGUUUCAGGAAUCUCUGCUACCCAUGACAACGGAAGCAGACACAUCGAGGGUGGCAGUCCUAUCAGUGGUAGUGGCAGCAGCCAUGGAGCCCAAAGCAGUGUUGGCUCCACUCUAGGCAGCUCUGCAAUCUCUGCAUCUCUACCUCAGCUAGGCAACCUGACUGAGCUGGGUAACUUCUCCAUGAUCAACAGCAAUGUUAUUAUUGAAAACCUGCAGAGCACCAAGGUGGCUGUGGCUCAGUUCUCCCAGGAGACGCGGUCACCUGGGGCACCGAGGGUAGCUGUGCCUGCCCUAAUGGAGCAGCUUCUGGCCCUGCAACAGCAGCAAAUCCACCAGCUGCAGCUCAUCGAGCAGAUUCGUCACCAGAUUCUGCUGCUUGCCUCACAGUCCCCAGAAAUGCAGGUGCCCCCUUGUUCCUCUCCUGGGACACUGGGGUCAUCUGCCAGCCCACUUACAACACUCAGCUCCCAUCUUUCUCAGCAGCUAGCAGCUGCAGCAGGGUUAGCACAGAGUCUGGCUAGUCAAUCUGCAAACAUCAGCAGCCUGAAGCAACUGGCCACAGCAGCGCAGCUACCUCAGAACAACUCCAGCGUGGGAGAAUCGUCUCACAGUAUUGGAACACUGGGGAUGACAGCAGUGAGUGCCCAGCCAUCUGACAAGAAGCCUAGUCACGCUGGCAGCUUGCACCCACAGCUCGGCAGUCAGUCUUUAGCAAAGUCAUCCACGCCAGCCUUUGGGAUAGGUAGCUUGUUGAAUCCUGUGGCUAAUCCACUUCUACCUCAACCCCCACCUGGCAAUCCCAUGUUCUCCAGUGCUCUGCCCAGUGUGGGCACCACAGUUGAAGACCUCAACUCCCUAGCUGCAUUGGCCCAGCAGAGGAAAGGCAAACCUCCCAAUGUCUCUUCCUUUGAGCCGAAAAGUAGCUCAGAGGAUACGUUCUUCAAGCAUAAGUGCAGGUUUUGUGCCAAGGUGUUUGGGAGUGACAGUGCCUUGCAGAUCCACCUGCGAUCUCACACUGGAGAGAGACCGUACAAGUGCAACAUCUGUGGCAACCGCUUCUCAACUAGGGGCAACUUGAAAGUUCACUUCCAGCGGCACAAAGAAAAGUAUCCACACAUUCAGAUGAACCCUUACCCCGUCCCAGAACAUUUGGACAAUAUACCAACAAGUACCGGCAUUCCCUAUGGCAUGUCUAUGCCACCAGAAAAACCUGUCACUAGUUGGUUGGAUAGCAAGCCUGUCCUGUCCACCCUGACUUCCUCAGUGGGAAUGUUGCUUCCACCAACUAUACCAAGCCUGCCGCCAUUCAUCAAAAAGGAGGAGAAUCACUCAGUCUCCAUAACAAGUCCUUCUUCUGCUAAAAGUGACUCUGGUGGGGCUGAACCAUCCACAAAAAGCAAUGAUGGUGUGUCUGAAGAAGGUGAUAGUGCAACUCUGCCUACCUCAAAUGGGAAAACUGAAGAGAACAGCCAGUCCUCUAGUUUCUUGACUAGCAUCAGCUCUUCAGCUGAGACCAACACUGAGUAUAGAACAUCCAACAGUCCUCCUAUGGCCACCAAUCCGCUAAUACCCCUUAUGUCAGAACAGUUCAAGGCCAAGUUUCCCUUUGGGGGACUUCUAGAUCCUCUUCAGGGCUCUGAGACAUCCAAAUUGCAGCAACUGGUGGAGAACAUUGAUCGUAAAGUAACAGAUCCCAAUGAGUGUGUCAUCUGUCACCGAGUACUCAGCUGCCAGAGCGCUCUCAAAAUGCACUACCGCACCCACACUGGCGAGAGACCCUUCAAAUGUAAGGUGUGCGGACGUGCCUUCACCACCAAGGGGAACCUGAAGACCCACUACAGUGUCCAUCGGGCCAUGCCUCCGCUAAGAGUCCAGCACUCAUGUCCCAUUUGCCAGAAGAAGUUCACCAAUGCUGUGGUGUUGCAGCAGCACAUCCGCAUGCACAUGGGUGGCCAGAUCCCUAACACUCCUCUGCCUGACAGCUACCCUGAAUCCAUGGGCUCUGAUGCAGGUUCUUUUGAUGAGAGGAACUUCGAUGACCUGGACAAUUUCUCUGAUGACAACAUAGAGGGUAUGGAAGAUGGGCCUGAUAGUAGCAUCCCUGACACACCCAAAUCAGCAGAUGCAUCCCAAGACAGCGUCUGCUCCUCCCCCACCCCACAGGAGCAGGCAAAUAUGGAGAACCAGGAGAGGAGCGCCCACCAGGGGCUGGGAGAGGAACUGCAAGCUAGUAGUAGAAUGAAGGUGGAGAAUGGGUCAAUGGAAGGAGACCGUCUCACCAAUGACUCAUCGUCUCUAGGUGGAGACAUGGAGAGCCAAAGCGCAGGAAGUCCAGCUGUCUCUGAAUCUACCUCUUCCAUGCAAGCUCCAUCCCCCUCUGGCGGGGCUCCACUUCAGCGCAAGUCUCCUACACUAGAUGAGCGACAGCAAAGGGCUUUGUCACUGGAGCACGCAGGUAUAGGCCUCAUGCAGUCCCAGCCCACCAGCAUGGGAGCUCUGGAUCUAACAUCUGUGAACCCAUCUAAAGACCCACUGGGCAUGCUCUUCCCCUUCCGUGAGAGGGGCUCCUCCAAGAACACGGCAUGUGACAUCUGCGGUAAGACGUUUGCUUGUCAGAGUGCCUUGGAUAUUCACUACCGAAGCCAUACCAAAGAGAGACCGUUCAUUUGCACAGCAUGCAACCGUGGAUUCUCCACUAAGGGGAACCUUAAGCAGCACAUGCUGACACACCAGAUGCGAGACCUUCCAUCGCAGCUCUUCGAGCCAUCCAAUUCCAGCUUGGCCUCAAGUCCAACUCCCUCUCUUCUCUCUGUUGGAUCCCUGCCUUCACUGAUAAAGGGUGAGGUCAACGGCUUUCUGCACAGCCUUCACCAGGAUGGCAAAGAGUUGCCCCCGGGGCUGGUGACAUCCUCAGCCUCCACAUCUCCAGUGCUGUCCGCCGCCCCUCCACGUCGGACACCUAAACAGCACAUCUGUAACACUUGUGGGAAGACCUUCUCUUCUUCUAGUGCCCUUCAGAUCCAUGAGCGAACUCACACUGGGGAGAAACCCUUCGCCUGCACAAUUUGUGGCCGUGCAUUUACCACCAAAGGAAAUCUCAAGGUACAUAUGGGCACACACAUGUGGAACAGCGUCCCUGCCAGGCGUGGCCGCAGGCUAUCUGUGGAUGGCCCUAUGGCAUUUCUGGGCACUAACGCGGUCAAGUUCCCAGAGAUCUUCCAGAAGGAAAUGGCAGGCCGGGCUGGCAACGGAGACCCAGCCAGUUUCUGGAACCAAUAUGCUGCUGCAUUCUCCAAUGGUCUGGCCAUGAAGACCAAUGAAAUCUCGGUCAUUCAGAAUGGAGGUCUGCCCCCUCCGCUGUCUGGUAGUGUGGGGAAUGGAGGCAGCUCUCCCAUUGGAGGUCUGACAGGUAGUCUGGAGAAACUGCACAGCUCAGAGCCCAACGCUGCUCUAGCUGGACUUGAGAAGAUGACCAGCACAGAGAAUGGCACUCAUUUCCGUUUCACGCGUUUCAUGGAGGACAAUAAAGAGAUUGUCACUAACUGAAGGAACGGUGUUUUUCCCGACACGUACAGACAGAGACAUACACACUCUCUCUCUCUCUCUCUCUCUCUCUCUCUCUCAC
Molecule: messenger RNA, 4773 nt
Organism: Chanos chanos (milkfish)
Lineage: Eukaryota; Metazoa; Chordata; Actinopteri; Gonorynchiformes; Chanidae
Gene: sall1a
Product: spalt-like transcription factor 1a
Exons: 4
Coding region: 765-4694 (1309 amino acids)
Biological process (GO): regulation of transcription by RNA polymerase II
Cellular component (GO): nucleus
Molecular function (GO): DNA-binding transcription factor activity, RNA polymerase II-specific; RNA polymerase II cis-regulatory region sequence-specific DNA binding
Source: RefSeq, a predicted model, not a curated record